UAUCUGACAGAAACCCCAUGACAGAGAGAAUGAUAGUCAUAUCCACCUGGAGUUUAGAGGUGUCAGCAUCAACGGCUACAGAUACACUCACAUUAACCACAUUGGACCUCCUGAAAACUGGUAUUCAUGACAUGUCAGAAGUGAAGACAUGAUGAAUGGAGAAACAAAGAUUCAUGCCCUCUCAGAGUCUUUAACUUUGGAGGACAAAGAAAAAGGAGGGGUUGACAUCUCAGGAAUCACAAAUCCAGCAAUCAGCCUGAAGGAAGAAGAUCAGCUUGUUGCUGCAACCGUUCAUCUGGAUCACCUCAGUAAAGAUGAAGUGCUAAAAUUGAUCAGAAUACUCGAGCCCUAUGACAAGAACCUUGAACUAAAGACGGCAAAAGAUCUGAAAGCAGGACUGUCUCUAGGUGAUCUUCGACUGAACAGUGAGCCAGGACUUCGAGCACCAGGUGUUCAGGUUAAUGGGCUAAAUGGACAGAUAAAUGCCCCAAGCCUUAAGGGUGGCAUCUCAACGCCAACAGUAAAUGCAGAAAUGCCACAGAUUGGGCUAAAGCAUGCCACACCUAACUUCAGCAGCCCAGGGUUCAAAAAGCCAACUUUUGGCUUGUCUGCACCAAAUCUCGAAGGAGCAGGUUUGGAUGGUACAUUCGAAGCACCUGAUGUCAGUGUCUCUACCCCUGCACUUAACACCCCAGAUGUUUCUGUUAAUGUGGACAAACCUGAACUGAAUACUAAAACACCUAAGUUUAAAAUGCCCACCUUCAGUAUACAUGGUAAAAAACCAAAGGUUGAUGGUGAUGUGAAUCUAACCACCCAAAACGUAAAUGCGGACCUAAAAACCCCUGAUCUAAAUCUGUCAGCCCCAAAGAUUAAUGGAGAAAUUGGGACCCCUGACUUAGACAUGACCUCACCAAAAGCUGAAUUCAGUAGUCCUAACCUGGACAUCGAAACACCAAAAGCUAAUAUCGAAGCCCCUUCUGGCAAGAUAAAAUUUCCUAAAUUCAAGAAAGCUAAAACUACAAAAAUGAAAGUUCCACAGGCGAGUGUUGAUGCAAAUCUUUCUGCUUCAAAGGUAAAUGCAGAUAUCAAUGCACCAAAUGUUGACAUUGAUCUGCCAAGAGCCAACCUUGAAGCUCCAGAUGUAGAUAUUCAAACUCCUGAUGUUGAUAUAAUUGCUCCCUCUGGGAAAACAAAGCGGCCAAAAUUUAAGAAACACACAUUUGGCAAGAAGGUUAAAGCACCAGAGGCUGGCUUAGAUGCCAGUGUCUCAACACCUGAUUUAAGUCUCUCUGCACCAAAGAUAGAUGGAGAUAUCAGCAUCCCAAAAGGAAAUGUCAAUUUACCGUGCACUGAUGUUGAUGUAAAAGCACCAGACAUUAAUGCUCCGACUGCAAAGCACAAGUUCUCAACUUUUAAAAUGCCAAAGCUAAACUUACAUAAAUCAAAGCUGAAAACUCCAGAUAUAAAUGCAGGGACACAUGCACCAGACUUGGACAUGUCAGCUCCUGGGAUAGAUAUGAAUCUGCCAAAAGCUGAACUGGAAGGACCAAAUCUAGAUGUCAAGGCACCAAACCUCAAUCUCUCUGCUCCAAAUGUAGACAUUAAAACUCCAGCUGCUGAUGUGACGGCACCAGAUAUUGGCAUAGAAGCUCCAUCUGCAAAGUUAAAGAAACCCCAUGUUAAAUUGCCUAAAAUAAAUCUAUCUGGGCCAAAAAUGAAAGGUCCAGAUGUAGAUCUCAAUGCAAAGGCAGAUCUCCAUGGACCAGACUUAGACCUGAAAGAUCCAGAUUUCAGUCUUUCAGCACCCAAAGUUGAUGGCAAACUUAAUGCUCCAGAUCUGGAUCUGAACUUGCCCAAUGCUAAUGUCAAAAGUCCAAAUGUAGACCUUGAAGCCCCAGACAUUUACAUUGAUGCCCCCUCUAGCAAAGCCAAGGUACCUCACUUUAAGAUGCCUAAAUUUGGUCUUUCUGGACCCCGGGUUAAAACACCAAAACUAGAUGCACCUGAUGGUGAUGUAAACUUGCCCACAGCAGAACUCAAAGGACCUAAUGUAGAUGUUAAAGCACCUAAUCUUAGUGUUUCAACACCUAAAGUUAAAGGUGACAUUUCUGCUCCUUCUUUAGACCUUGGUUUACCAAAAGCCGACUUAAAUGCUCCAAGUGCAAACAUUGGGGGAAAUCUAAAGUCUCAAAAUCUCAAUCUCUCCACGCCAGAUGUAGACCUAGACUUGCCUAAAGCAGAGCUUGAAGGACCUGAUGGUACCCUUAAAGUCCCAGAUGUUGACUGUUCUGGAAAAUAUAAAAUGCCACAUUUAAAUUUGCCAAAAAUGAAUUUGACUGGGCCUAAGCUGGAUGCUAAUGCAGAUCUAGAUCGCGCAGUUCCCAAACUCAAAGGAGAAUUAAAUUCACCUAGUGUUGACUUAAAUCUUCCCAAAGCUGAGGUCAGUGUGCCUAAUGUAAAUGCAUCUUUACCAAAAGCUGAGGUCAGUGUUCCCAAUGUAGAUUUUAAAUCCCCAGACUUAGAUACUCCAUCUGGUAAGCUCAAAAUGAUUACGUUUAAGAAACCAAAAGCUGACCUUUCCGGUCCAAAAGUGAAGACACCAGAGAUUGACUUUGAUACAGAAGCUCCUGAUCUCAGCCUCUCAGCUCCAACAGUUAAUGCGGAUGUCAAAGUGCCAGAUGCUGAUAUAAACCUUCCCAAAGCAGAUGUUGACAUCAAUGCUCCCAAAGGAAAGCUGAAAUUCCCAACACUCAAAAAGUUUAACCUGUCUGGUCCAAACGUCAAAUCUCCUGAUGUUGACAUUGCUGCUGAUGUAAAUGGACCAGACCUUAACCUAUCUUCGCCUGAGGUUGGUACUCCUGACCUUGAUGUGAGUCUUCCAAAAGCUGGAGUUGAUGUAGAUGUACCCACAGCAGAUGUUGACAUCAAUGCUCCUAAAGGAAAGUUUAAAUUCCCAACACUCAAAAAGUUUAAUCUGUCUGGUCCAAAAGCCAAAUCUCCUGAUGUUAACAUUGCUGCUGAUGUAAAUGGACCAGACCUGAACCUAUCUGCGCCUGAGGUUGGUACUCCUAAUCUUGAUGUGAGUCUACCAAAAGCUGGGGUUGAUGUUGAUGUCCCCACAGCAGAUGUUGACAUCAAUGCUCCCAAAGGAAAGUUGAAAUUCCCAACCAUGAAAAAGUUUAACCUGUCCAGUCCAAAAGUCAAAUCUCCUGAUGUUGACAUUGCUGCUGAUGUAAGUGGACCAGAUCUGAACUUAUCUGCACCUGGGGUUGGUACUCCUGAUGUUGACGUGAGUCUCCCAAAUGCUGGGGUUGAUGUCGAUGAUCCAGGCAUUAACGCUGAAGCUGACGGCUCCAAGCUUAAGGUAAAAUGGCCCUUCAAAUGGAGAAAAUCUGCUGAACCAAAGGAUGUGGAUUUUAACAUUAAAGCACCAGAAGUAGAUGGUACCACUGCAGAAAUGAAACUCCCCCAAAAUAUACCAUUGUUCAAGUCUCACCGACUACCUGACAGCAACAUUGACAGUAUCUUACAAAAACUCAAUGGAGCGGUUGACCUCAGUACUGAUCCUACAAAAACAACUAAUGGCGCAGUUACCUCUGUCUCCUCAGUCAAGACAAAUCUUAAAGCUAUUUCUCCGUCUGUUGGGAUCAAUGGACAGACAGCUAGUGUAGAUAUCCGGGAAAGGCUGAGAUUGUCUAAUGCGCGUACUACAAGCACAGAUUCAGAACCAAGCAGCCCUACAAAAGUGAGUAGAGGAACAUUUAAAGUCACAAAGCCUGAUGCUGAUAAGGACUACCCAGUAAUUGAUACAACUAGCAAUGAAGAUGACGCCAAGAUUGCCCUCAGCUUGAACAACAUGCUUGGUUUGCCAACAGAUUGAACCUUAAAUAAAACCCAAGACCCUUGUUAGUGUACUUCCACACCCACUGCAAAGAGCAUAUGUAAAAUAAUAUGUAAAAAAAAAAAAAAAAAAGAUCAACUCCA
Messenger RNA from Carassius auratus (goldfish), 3984 nucleotides. RefSeq names its product neuroblast differentiation-associated protein AHNAK-like. The record is from RefSeq and is a predicted model, not a curated record. Gene Ontology annotation, biological process: regulation of RNA splicing. Gene Ontology annotation, cellular component: costamere; nucleus; cytoplasm. The coding region runs from base 149 to 3880 and encodes 1243 amino acids. The transcript has 5 exons. NCBI's taxonomy places the organism in Eukaryota, Metazoa, Chordata, Actinopteri, Cypriniformes, Cyprinidae.